CUCUGCUGAGAUCCCAAUCUGGGCCCUCGGUUCCCGCCCCAGAAACACAGGAACAGGCACUCGGAGACCUGGCCCCACACUCCUUGCUCCAAGGGGCAGGCAGGACAGGCUGAAAAUAGAAACCACUUCCAAAAAGAUAAAGCCCGGGAGCCCCCGUCUGCACAGCCACGCCGAAGGGACGCGCGCGCACACACACAGAACAGCCCGCUGUCCACCCCCGGGGUCAGCCUCUCCCCAGACCCUGUCCGCCUCAGAACCCCAGGACACGGGCCCAUCGCGCCUUCCAGAGCCCCGGUGUGCGCAUGUGGAGAGCGGAGUGGUUUGGGGGGGCGUCCGGUGGGAGGAGGAUUUGAUUCCUGUUUCCUGCUCCUACUCACUCAGCCCCAGGAGGUGACUGAGAGUGGAGAGGACUCCAGGGGGAUGACUCCAGCAGAGCCCCCCACUCCUUUGAAAAGCUCAAAGGAAGAUGUCAGACCCGUCUCUUCCUGUAGCGACACCCCCUACCCAGAAGCCCCCUCGGAUCAUCCGCCCACGCCCCCCGUCUCGACCUCGGGCUGCCCAGUCCCCGGGGCCCCCCCACAACGGCUCUUCUCCUCAAGAACCUUCCGGCACCUCCAAUGAUGCCCCGACCCCAAUGUGCUCCCCCAUCUUCUGGGAACCCCCCGCCCCUUCCCUCAAGCCCCCUGCCCUUCUGCCCCCUUCAGCCUCUAAAACCAGCCUGGACUCCCAGGCCUCCCCAGACUCCCCUCCCAGCACCCCCAGCCCGGUGUCCCGGCGCUCCGUCUCCCCGGAGCCUGCACCCAGGUCUCCAGUACCCCCACCCAAACCCUCGGGGUCACCCCGCGCGCCUCUGCCCCCGCCCCAGGACGGCCCUGCCUCGGCCCCCGGCACGGUGCGGAGACUGGCUGGCAAGUUUGAAUGGGGGGCCGAGGACCGGGCCCAGGCUGCACACCCCGCGGAGCCAGCUCCCCAGGGGGGCGUGGAUGUGAAUGGGGAGAGAGAGACCCCGCGGGGCAGCCUCCGGAGAAGGGGAUCCCAGGAGAACGGCGCGCCGGAUGCCGCCCAGGCCUGCCCUCCCUGCUGCCCCUGUGUCUGCCACGUGGCCCGGCCGGGCCUGGAGCUCCGGUGGGUCCCUGUGGGGGGCCAUGAGGACGGUCCCAAGGCCGUCUGCCGAGCCUCCCCGCUGCGGGCCUCCCGCUCCCGCCCCAACCCUCCCAGCAACAGUCUCCCCUCGGUGGUCCUCACGUCCUACCGCUCCACCGCCGAGCGCAAACUCCUGCCACCUCUCAAACCCCCAAAACCAACGCGGGUCAGGCAGGACCCCACCAUCUCUGUGGACCCCCCUCAGCCUGAUCUCCAUGUGCCCUCUGAAGAUGGAAGCCAAACAGGGGUCAGUCCAGAUGAAGUCCCUCAGAAUGAUGCUCCAGCAACUGUGGAGGGCAGGGAUGAGGGCCUGAAGGAGCUGAAGGAGCAGAACUGGGAGGUGCCGCUGCAGGAUGAACCCCUGUACCAGACCUACCGCGCGGCCGUGCUGUCGGAGGAGCUGUGGGGGGUCAGCGCGGAGGGGAGCCCCUCUCCAGCGAGCCCCGGAGAAGCCCCCGCCUUCGCCCGGCUCCCUGGCCCUCGGAACACGCUGUGGCAGGAGCUGCCGGCCGUGCGGGCCAGCGGCCUCCUGGACACGCUCAGCGCCCAGGAGCGGCGCCUGCAGGAGAGCCUGUUUGAGGUGGUGACCUCCGAGGCCUCCUACCUGCGCUCCCUGCAGCUGCUGACCGACACCUUUGUGCGGAGCCAGGCCCUCCGGGACACGCUCACCCCCCGGGACCACCACACCCUCUUCUCCAACGUGCAGAGGGUCCAGGAAGUCAGCGAGUGGUUUCUGGAGGCGUUACUGUCCCGCGUGCGCUCUUCCCCCCACAUCAACGACCUCUGUGACGUGGUGCAUGUCCACGCCGUGGGCCCCUUCUCCGUGUACGUGGAUUACGUGCGCAACCAGCAGUACCAGGAGGAGACCUACAGCCGCCUUAUGGACACCAACGUGCGCUUCUCGGCGGAGCUGCGCCGGCUGCAGAGCCUCCCCAAGUGUGAGCGGCUCCCGCUGCCGUCCUUCCUGCUGCUGCCCUUCCAGCGCAUCACGCGGCUCCGCAUGUUACUGCAGAACAUCCUCCACCAGACAGAGGAGGGGUCCAGCCGCCAGGAGAACGCCCAGAAGGCCCUGGGUGCCAUCAGCAAGAUCAUCGAGCGCUGCAGUGCUGAGGUGGGGCGCAUGAAGCAGACAGAGGAGCUGAUCCGGCUCACGCAGAGGCUGCGCUUCCACAAAGUCAAGGCCCUGCCCCUGGUCUCCUGGUCGAGGCGCCUGGAGCUGCAGGGGGAGCUGACGGAGUUAGGGUGCCGGAGAGGGGGCAUGCUCUUCACCUCGCGCCCCCGCUUCACCCCCCUCUGCCUGCUGCUCUUUAGUGACCUGCUGCUCAUCACGCAGCCCAAGAGUGGGCAGCGGCUGCAGGUGCUGGACUACGCCCAUCGCUCCCUGGUCCAGGCCCAGCAGGUUCCGGACCCAUCUGGACCCCCUACGUUCCGCCUCUCCCUUCUCAGCAACCACCAGGGCCGCCCCACCCAGCGGCUGCUCCAGGCUUCCUCCCUAUCAGACAUGCAGCGCUGGCUGGGAGCCUUCCCCACCCCUGGCCCCCUCCCCUGCUCCCCAGACACCAUCUAUGAGGACUGUGAAUGUUCCCAGGAUACCUGUUCAGAGCCUUCUACACCAGUCAAGACUGAGGGACCGAGUCCGGAGUCCAGGGCUGCCCCCAAGAACCUACACAAGAGCCCUGAAGGGUGGCUGAAGGGGCUUCCCGGGGCCUUCCCUGCCCAGCUGGUGUGUGAAGUCACAGGGGAACAUGAGAGGAGGAGGCACCUGCGCCAGCACCAGAGGCUCCUUGAGGCUGUUGGACCCUCUUCAGCAACCCCCAGUGCCCCCCAAUCCUAAUGCAUGCUGGGGAGGGCGCGCAGGCUGGCAGGACAGCUGGCAGCGUGGCACCGAGAGGACAAAGCUCAUCUAUCUAUUGGAUUCGCUGUCAAGUGGAAAUACUACCUCUAGUGGCAACCAAUAGGGACCAAGCUUCGGGACAAGGCAGCCAAUGAAAUCAGGACGGUCGGAGCCCAGGCAACGAGGGAGAAUGAGGCUGGUCUGAGUGUGUUGCCAGUGGAGACAGAGGCUUAGAGCAGAGCUGGCUCACCUGGACCCAAGAGAUCAGCAGUGACUCUCUUUGGUUCUAUAGCAACCACCAGCCCUGCCCUUUGAACCUAAGAAGUAUUAGAUUUCAUUCUCAGGGUGUUUCCUGUGUCCUCUCAAGCCAAAUUUUCUUUUCUAGAAGAAUCCAGAGUGUGUUUCUCGGAGAAUGUGUGUGUGUGUGUAUCUGCUGAGUGGUGUGUGUGUGUGUGUGUGUGUGUGUGUGUGUGUAUCUGCUGAGUGUGUGUGUGUGUGUGUGUGUGUGUGUCUGCUGAGUGUGUAUGUGUGCGAUCUUGCCUCCUCCCAGAUGACUGACUGCCCCGUUCUCCCCUCGGCCCCCGUUUUAACUAUUAUUCUCUCGGAGAAAGACCGCAGCCUGAGAGCCAGAGGAGAAGGAGCUGGAUGUGGCUUGGCAGCCGGAGGCCAGAGCCGGGGCGAGAGCCCUGGGAUCUGGCUCUCUUGGGGGCCGGAGUCCCUGACACUGGAGGGUGAUGUUCUGGAGCAGACAAGCAGCCUGGCGGAGCAGCCCCAGGGGCUUGUGAAGAUGGCCAGUGACUGGGGUGCGAGGGCCCCCGAAGCCCACCAGCCCUUCUCCUCGCCCCAAAGCGUGGCAUCUGUGAUCUUUGCUGGGAAAGCCCCCAACUGAACUGUAAUCAGUGUCCAGCCGUGGCCUCGGACCCCAGGACACGGAAGCUGUGGAUCAGGGGCCAGCUGAGGAGCUUCUGGGCUUUCCUGCCUUCAUCCCGGUCCUCUCACAGAGACGUGGGGCCAAGCAGUGGGCAGAGAAUGGAGGGCGUCUUCUUCUGGAUGAGAAAUUGCCCCCGUGCGAGGCCAGGAGGAGGCGAGGGACUGACAGAGGAGCAGACAGUGGCCGGCGGCGAGUGGGGCCCGGGCCUGGCACAGGCCUCUGAGCGAGGCCUCUGCACCUUCCCUUCACUCACGCACAGACACUUGCCCGGGACAGAAGCCGCCACGCUGACCACGGGAGGCGCAGGGACUGUCAGAGACGCAGAGGGAGAACGGCGCUGGCAUUGGCGUGUCUGUGACUUAGGAGAUUCGCCGGGCACAGGGCCUGGCAUAUGAGAAACCUUCAAUAAAUGCUGGGGGCUGUACUGAGGUUCUCUGGGGGGCUGUGUGCUUAAGGGAGCCGUGGUUUCCCGGUGUGGCUCUGUGAGGUGGGUGGGGCUGGCUGGAAAGGGAUUCUUCCAGAGCAGUCAGUUCUGCUGGGAACUGGGCUUGGAGACGAGGCACAGGCUCCAGCGUGUCGGCCCACGCACCCCUGCCCGGGGACCCAGGGCUGCGGUGGCGGGGCGUUUGCAGGUGGCGGGAGGUGGGGGGCUCCUGCAGGGUCGGGGAGAAGAUAGGGCAGCGCCAGGAAUGGCUGGGGCUCCAGGGGCGGAUGGAGGUGCGAGGAGCAGGAUGAAGAGGGCAGUCAGCAAUAAAGGUCUUUCCCGACCAGCCAAGCAGCCCUGGGUUUAAUCCAAUCAGUUCCACACCUGUUUCCCGAGUGCCUCCUAUGUGCCAGGCACUGUUCUAAGAUCCGGGGACACAGAGAUGAAGAACACAAGGGCCCUGUCCUCCAGGAGCCUCCAUUCUGGGUUAUGGGCCAGGUGGGAAGAACGAGUCCCAAUUGUGAACAAUUUAAUGAGCAAGAUAAAGGCAGGUGGCAGCUAUGGAGAAAAUACAGCAAGGGCUGUGAUACAGAAUACU
Messenger RNA from Pipistrellus kuhlii (Kuhl's pipistrelle), 4930 nucleotides. It is a transcript of the gene ARHGEF15, whose product is annotated as Rho guanine nucleotide exchange factor 15. Gene Ontology annotation, biological process: activation of GTPase activity. The transcript is spliced from 17 exons. The coding region runs from base 467 to 2977 and encodes 836 amino acids. Gene Ontology annotation, molecular function: guanyl-nucleotide exchange factor activity. Lineage: Eukaryota; Metazoa; Chordata; Mammalia; Chiroptera; Vespertilionidae. The record is from RefSeq and is a predicted model, not a curated record.